GUCAGGGCUGAAUAUAUUGCAGAGAAAUACAAGAGAAUUAUAAGAUGUAAUCCUCUAAUGAAGAUUAGAGAACUGCGUGCUAUAAUUAGAGAGGAUGUAGGGUCAGAUGUGUAUGGUUCUCUUGUAGGACGUGCUAAGAAGCUAGUGUUGCAGAAAACUGCAGGGUGUUAUGCUGAUGAAUUUGCUCUCUUAUGGACGUAUGCGGAGGAGAUGAGGAAGGCAAAUCCUGGAACAACUGUUAAGAUCCAGGUAGAUCGUGGUAAUCCAGAUAAUAAACCCAUUUUUCAACGCAUGUACAUUGGGUUCGCUUCACUUCGGAGGGGGUUCCUUGAAGGUUGUCGGCGAGUUAUUGGUUUGGACGGUUGUUUCUUGAAAGGGUUAUGCAAGGGUGAGUUAUUGGCUGCAAUAGGCCGAGAUGCAAACGACCAGAUGUAUCCUGUAGCUUGGGCUGUUGUUGAGGUGGAGUCAAAAGAUUCCUGGUCUUGGUUUUUGGAACUAUUGGGUUCUGAUUUGCUCUUGGAAAAUGGAGUAGGUUGGACUUUGAUUUCAGACCAACAAAAGGGUUUAAUUCCAGCCAUAGCAGAUCUUUUACCAAUGCCGGAGCAUCGUUUAUGUGCACGUCAUAUUUUUUGUAAUUGGAGGAAAAAGUACAAAAAUCCAGAAUGGCAGCACAUUUUUUGGGAAUGUGCCAAGUCUCCCACAGUCAUCAAAUUCAAUCAAGCUUAUAAAAAGUUGGAGUCCAUAAACAAGCAAGCGGCGGAGGACAUGGUUCGUGUUCCAAAAGAGCAAUGGUGCAAAGCUUUCUUCUCAACGGCGGUGAAAUGUGACUCCGUCGACAACAACAUGUCAGAGACAUUCAAUGCAAGCAUUCUUGAGGCGAGACAUAAACCACCUUAUAGCUUGUUUGAUGACAUUCGACGUCUCACCACUGAGCGAAUUGUGAAGAAGCAACAAAUGGCUGGUAAAUGGAAGAAUGAGAUAUGCCCGGAGAUAAUGAAAAAGUACCAGACUAACGCCUACGAAAGCAGGAUGUGUCGCGUCAUAACUUGUGGGAAUCAAGAGUAUGAAGUUGAUCAUGGGGAGGAGAGGUACAAGGUCAAGAUUGGGCAAAAGUCAUGUACAUGCAGGACUUGGGAUUUGAGUGGAAUCCCUGGCCCGCAUGCGAUCACGUGUCUUGUCUGUGAAGGAAAGGAUCCGAUCACUUUCAUUUCAGAAUGGUAUUCUAUAGCCAAGUACAAUAGAACAUACUCUAACACAAUGCCAGGGAUGGAAGGACCAAGACAAUGGUUUCCUGUUGAUUUGGAGCCAAUUCAACCACCGACUUACAGGCCUAUGCCUGGUAGGCCAAAGAAGAAGAGAAGGUUGACAGCCGAUGAACUGCUACAAAAACACAAGACAAGACCAAACAAAUUAGGCAGGAUGGGGCGUAUCAUUAUUUGUUCCAAAUGCAAAUGUGAAUGUCAUAAUUCACGCACCUGCACUUUGAAAGAGGGUUCCAGUUCUAUUACUUCUGCUAAUGCUAGUGCUUCAGGUGGAACAAUAAGAGGACAAGAAAGAGGCGUUGGUGCUCGUGCUACUGGUGCUUCACGUGGAAGGAGAAAUGGACAAGUAAGAAGAGUUGGUGCAUCACGUGGAAGAGGAAGGGGGAGGAAUGACUCAAAUGGAUGAUGCUUAUUUUUUUGUUUGCACUAGAUGAUGUUGGUUUUGUCACCACUCACCACUAGAUACUGUCAACCAAGUUUAAAUUAAUUAUGAUUAUGUAUUCUCAAUUCUUAAUUAAUCAUGGUUAUGCUUUUUCCCGUUGAUGAUGGUUAUACUUUUUUACACUAUGCAUCAACUAGUUUUUACAGAAGCUUGUGAAUAAGAGACACAAUAGAAU
Molecule: messenger RNA, 1879 nt
Organism: Linum trigynum
Lineage: Eukaryota; Viridiplantae; Streptophyta; Magnoliopsida; Malpighiales; Linaceae
Source: the annotation of a GenBank genome assembly